Spirometra erinaceieuropaei is the source of this 2400-nucleotide messenger RNA. Lineage: Eukaryota; Metazoa; Platyhelminthes; Cestoda; Diphyllobothriidea; Diphyllobothriidae. The record is from the annotation of a GenBank genome assembly.
AUGUAUGCAUCUGCCGCAAUAUCAAGUGACGAAACCAUAUCGGCAGGCGAAUCGCAUCUCGAUCUGAUCAAACUUCCCUAUCGCGCGUGCCCUGUCUGGUUGCGCCUUGUCAACGUGAAAAGACGUGUCUGGGGUGGGGCCGGACGGGGAUAUCUGAGGUGACUAGGCAGUGGCAUUCAACGCGUUAGCCCCGUCUGUCCACUCCUUUGCAGAAAAAUGCUCUAGGAGGCUGCUAAUUUCCUAUUCGUUCUUGCCCCUCAUGUCUUCGAAUCUGUGGCCUGAGUGCAUUCAUCGCAAACCGUCGGGUAACCUUAUACCCGUAAAUGUGUCCUAUUGAACCCUUCUUGACUCAUCGAAGAUAAUCCAGUAAUAAUUACCCAACUUUUGCAUAAAAAUGCCCUACGUGGCACCUACUGUAUAGCAGGCCAUAGGAAGGUGGACAGACAACUGUGAGAAAAGAUGGAUUAGUUAGUCUAAUGAAGCGAUAAAAAUUGCAAAAUAUAUGCACAAGCAUUCAAUCCUCAGUCAUAAAGUUUCAGAGGCCUUCCACACAUAAAACAGCGAUCCCUUCCCGUGGCAAAUAGCGGUUGCCUAUAGCAAAAUGUGCUCUGAACGAGCUCGAACAGAGCUCUGUUGGAACUCUGAUGUGAUCAUUGAACCGAGCUCGUCCAGAGCUCGCGAAAACGAGCCCAAAACGAGCUUCGAAAACGGGCUUGCGAGCUCGUUCCGAGUUUGGCCAGAGCUCCAAAAAAGAGCUCCAGUGCUUAACCAACCAGGGGCUCCCCUCACUUGUACUGCCUCAUUGCCUUUAAUUCCCCAAAUGUUCCCCUUUUAAGUAAUUAAAGGAACACAUGUUAAAAUAAAGAAAGUUUUAUUGGUAAAAAAAUACAUGGCAUCUAAUUAUUGUUUGAAUCCAUUAAAGCCCUAUGGAUGUUGGUUUCCAUUGUCAUAUGUGGGGUCUUCGUUUGUGAUGGCGGGGUCUAAAAGGGAGGGAUUUCGUAGUGGUAAGUAAACAUAUUAUGCCCAUUGGUGGGGUGUUGGGGUGUCAGCGGUGGGCUCACGUGAUGGUCGUGGUGGUCGCUCACUUGCUUGCAGGUGAGGCUACUCCUAGCGUCCAUUUGCUGGCAUCCAACUCUCCCCUGUGGCUCCACGUAGCUGGACUCUGCUCAGCGGCCACACCCAGGGCAACUGCCUCGACCGGCGGGCUAAAGCAGGUGAGGGUAUCCGUGCGGGCACCUGCACACGCGGUACUGUGGUCUGCGCUGGCCGGAUGGAUCUUCGCGUCGACAUCGUCGAGACGAGGCUCUGUCUGGACCAUCGCAGGAGGCCGCCAAGUAAGUUCUUCUUCAGGUAAGUGAAUUUGCUUGUUGAUUCCUUUUUCUGUUGAAGUUCCGUGUCGUACGCUGGUCUUGCUGCCUGCCCUCUAUUUAUUAGUCUGUCUGUUAAUAGCUAGAUAAAACUCUCGAUGCCUGCUUGACUGUCUCUCUGUCAUUCUAUACCUCUCUCUGCUAAUAGCUCGAUGUCACGGUGCUUGACUUUGAAUGGUGCCCUCUCACUUCUGUCUCUGACUGAUGACUGUGUCUGCUUGUCCACUCUAGUUCUAAGUACCAUGCGCUUGGUUGUGUGUAUGCUCUCUCCUACUUCACUCCAUCACAUCAUCACCACCACCAAGGUCCCAGGCUAAUUCGGGUCGUUCUCUCACUAACAAAAAGUCGUGGCCCAUAGUGGAGUCCGGCAGCCUUCUUGAUAACCGGGCAGCCCUAUUCAGGGAUGCGCUGCCUGCCCUCGCGAGGGGGAGGGGGUUAGGAAAGGUGCCCUAAAGAUCGCUGGGAACCAAGUUGUCUGUAGGCUGGCCGUGGCCGCAGACAAAACACACACGGUCGAAACAGCCAAAACCGAAACAACAACAACAACAAUCGCCGCCACAGUCGCCAGACUGGCAGGGUGAGCCCGAUCACUCGGGCAGCCUGGAAUGUUCAUUCCCUUUUAGACAAUCCGAGGAGCAACCGACCGGAACGGAGGACGGCGCUAGUGGCACGAGAACUGGCGCGCUACAAGGUGAACAUGGCCGCACUCAACGAGACCCGUUUCUCCGAACAAGGCCAACUGGAGGAGGUGGGUGCCGGCUACACCUUCUUCUGGAGUGGUCGACCCAGGGCAGAACGACGAGACGCGGGCGUUUCCUUCGCCAUUUGGAACGACAUCGUGGAACGACUGCCCUGUUUGCCGCAGGGCAUCAACGAUCGCCUGAUGAGCCUCCGCCUGCCUCUCUGGGGAGGCAAAUUCGCCACCAUCAUCAGCGCCUACGCUCCGACGAUGACCAACCCCGACGCCGUCAGAGACAAAUUCUACGAGGACCUGCACGCCCUCUGGCGACUGUGUCGAAGGCGGACAAGUUGA